AUGAAAGAUUCGAUUAAGGAAUUUUUAUGAAAUUAUGUUAAAUAAUUACUUAGACAAUAAUCAGAUAAACUUACUCCAGCUUAUAAUCCUUUUCAAGGGGGAUAUUUUGUGGCCAUUUUCGGCUGGGCGUACGAACAUAUGCGAGUGCUACAGCAGACUGUAUCGUAAAGGAUUACCGUUUUUAGCUUUUUAACCGGAAAAAUUGACGAGAUACUUUUAUUUAUAACCUGAGCUAAUACUUCGAUCAAAAACUGGGGGAGAUUUGGCAACCCUACUCUUUACCUAUAGGUUAUAGUUUGCCCUAUACAUAUACAGUUACAAAAAAUUAACAAAUUUAACAUUAUCUAACGGAACAUGCGAAAAAGUGAAUCGACAUUAGCUGUGAAAACUCUGGUUAGAAAUCCAGAACAGCCAGUACCGAAAACAAUUGGCGUUAUACCUUCGAAAGAGACUAAUUCAAGUGAAAUUGGUGUAAAUUCGACGAGCUCCACUAAUUUUCCCAAUAAAGUCGUCGGUUAUAAAAGUAAACCACAAGUCAAGUUUAAUGUACCUGAAAGGUACAGUUCUCUCAAACUAUCAAGGAAAAUCGAUGAAAUCAAGAAUCCUAGAAAAAGCAAAACUAUGCCAGAUCUAACCAAAUCGACUGCAGAUGAGAAAUUGGGCAGACAGAUGAACUUCUCGCACACCGAAAGGGUGUUUGAGGACUUAAUACCGUUAGCAGGGUUUGAAGGAAAAGAACAACCUCGUAUUGCUCCCAGGAAUGUAAAUGAUGCGACGAGAGACAAAGAGCCGGUUUUAGCAGACUACCUAGAACCUAUAAAAUCCAGAAGCUAUUUAUGCAAACCGAGAGUAUUUGAUCUCGUCGAGGACGAGGAAGAAAAUGGCCCGAUACGUAACGGACUAGACCUGUAUAAAUACAUGCAAAUAUUUGAUGGCUUCUGAUUAGUAUCCACUAAAUCAGAUGACACUAACAAAUAGGCUGAUUGUUUCUAUUUAAUGCAUUAAAACAAAAUACAAUUAAAUCUUAUUGAACGCA
Molecule: messenger RNA, 1036 nt
Organism: Dendroctonus ponderosae (mountain pine beetle)
Lineage: Eukaryota; Metazoa; Arthropoda; Insecta; Coleoptera; Curculionidae
Exons: 2
Coding region: 355-942 (195 amino acids)
Source: RefSeq, a predicted model, not a curated record